AUGGCAAUGGCAAUGCCUCUUACUCUAAGGCAUAAGCUCAAGACUCUUUGUACUUGUGGGGAUGGCUGGUCUUACGCCAUUUUCUGGCGCUUCAAUCCACAAAAUUCCUUGAUGUUGAGUGUGGAAGAAGCAUACUAUGAAGAGCAAUUGGGAGAAGAGAUUACCAACAUGCUUCCACAGGUCCACUUGUUGGGCGAAGGAAUUAUUAGUGAAGCUGCUUUCACGGGCAAGCACAGUUGGGUGCACUCAGAUGGUCAAACCCAAGAAUGGAAUUUGACUGGGAAGAAUAUUUAUGAGGAUGAUUCUGGAUUGCAUCAACAAUUAUCCUAUGGGAUAAAGACAAUGGUGAUCAUACCUGUCAAAGAUUUGGGAGUUGUACAGUUUGGAUCGAAAAAGAAGAUUUUGGAGAGAAUGGAGUUUUUGGAUCAAACACUAAGCUUACUCAUGGAGACAGAUAAUAUGGGUAUGCUUGACGUGUCAGGAAAUGCAGUUUCAUCUCUGGAUUGUGAAAAUUAUGACCUAAAUGGGUUGUUGGCUUCCGUUUCUUCUGAAAAUUCAUAUGAUUGGAAUCUCAACUAUGCUCAUAAUGAAAACUCUGAAGAGCUAUUGAGAAAGGUUUAUUCUUCUGUAAAUCCAAACGAUCCCUUCCCAUCCCAAUAUAAGAUUUACGAAGAAGGAAUGACUUCAUUGGGAGUAGAUUCUUCCUGUCUUGGUGACCAAUUGAAUGGCACCACAGAAGCUCAAGUUGUAUUAUCAGAUUGGGAUAGUACAGAUGUGCUUUUGAAGCCUAACUCUUCUAUGGACAGCUUAAUUCCCCAAAACUCCAGUUUUGGUGCAUGGAAUGAUGAAGCAUCUUCUUUUGAUUUGUUGGGGGAACAAUUGUUAUCUGAAAUAAGGACACAAGAAGCUUCAGAUAUGUGUUCUACAGAAGAAAAUGCGUUUGCUAGUAGCACUAGCAAACUUCUAGUUCAGGAUUCAGUAUUGACCUCAUUGGACAAAAUGAACAGAGGGUCAUUUCAAGACAAGUUACGAAAUUCAUUAGAUAACCAACCUCAAUCCAUGGAUGAUGUUUGCCAGUGGUUUGCUGCUUCUCCAGAAGAUAGCAUCUGCAGAACAGUAAAUACAUUGGACAACAACAACCAUGACUUUGAAAAUAGUCUCUUGGAUGGCAUGGAACUUGAUUUCAACUGUGAUCAAGAUGAUAAAUGGUGGGAGAAUAUACUUACACCAGGGGUGAACGCUGCUAUUGAUACUGGCUUUUCUAAAUGCAUAUCAGAGUUGAAUAUUGGUUCACACUCUAGCACCCAACAGCGAUUGUUCUCACAGUUAGGAAAUGAACAGCUUUUGAGUGGUGAAGCAAAUUACAAUACUUCUAACAGUUUUGGUUUUGAGAAUGAGUUAUUAUCACCCAAUAAGAGGCAGAUGUUAGAAUUUCCACCAGUGAAUGCAAGCCCAUUACACUUUGCAAACCUUGCUGGGGCUGAGGCUAGAGCAAACUUGAUGCAGCCCGUUUCUGACUUGUACAAGACAAACAAUUCUUUAAGCAAGAAAGAUACAUUCCCAAAAUCAGAAGUAGGCAUGCGGAUUGAUGAUAGCCAUAGCAUUAAUAUUGGGAAGGCUGUUCCAGGACACUUUGAAAAGCCCAAGGAACCCACAAAGGCCAACAAGAGGAGGGCUAAGCCCGGGAAGAGUACUCGACCACGACCCAAAGAUCGCCAACAGAUCCAAGACUGCAUUAAAGAGUUGAGAAAAAUCAUCCCCAAUGGUGAAAAGUGUAGCAUUGAUUCUUUGUUAGACCGAACCACCGCAUACAUGCAUUUCUUACAAAAUAUGACCAAGUAUGCAGACAGGAUGCAGGAACCGAAUGAGCCAAAGCUUAUUGACCAGCCAAAUGGAGUGGUUCGAAGAGAAAGUAGUGCGGGAGAUAGCAAAAACUGUGGUGUUACAUGUGCAUUUGAAGUAGCAUCCGAAACAAUGAUAUGUCCAAUUAUAGUUGAGGAUAUGAGCCCACCUGGCCAAAUGCUUAUAGAGAUGCUUUGUGAGGAGCAGGGUUUCUUCCUUGAGUUAGUUGACAAAAUUCGGGAUGAUUUUGGGUUGAACAUCUUGAAAGCAAAGAUGGAAAUUAGGAAGAACAAACUAUGGGCACGCUUUAUUGUUGAGGUAAAGCCACAGGCAAAUAGAUACGUGACAAGGAUACAUGUAUUUUGGUCCCUCACCCUUCUUCUCCAGCAAACAAACACCUCUGGAAUGGAUUCUGCUAAUAAGCAUUGCAAUGUUAUGGAUGCCAAUAUUUCUUAA
Gastrolobium bilobum is the source of this 2298-nucleotide messenger RNA. Its product is annotated as transcription factor bHLH155-like. Gene Ontology annotation, molecular function: protein dimerization activity; DNA-binding transcription factor activity. The record is from RefSeq and is a predicted model, not a curated record. NCBI's taxonomy places the organism in Eukaryota, Viridiplantae, Streptophyta, Magnoliopsida, Fabales, Fabaceae. Gene Ontology annotation, biological process: regulation of DNA-templated transcription. Bases 1 to 2298 code for a protein of 765 amino acids. The transcript is spliced from 10 exons.